Molecule: messenger RNA, 2407 nt
Organism: Suillus paluster
Lineage: Eukaryota; Fungi; Basidiomycota; Agaricomycetes; Boletales; Suillaceae
Exons: 11
Coding region: 281-2407 (708 amino acids)
Molecular function (GO): RNA binding
Source: RefSeq, a predicted model, not a curated record
GAUCCGCAUUUGGGAGACAUGAUUACGUGUAUUUUCUCACCCGAGCCAGAAAAUUUUGUCGACGUUGACGACGACUUUGACCCGAACCACCACCAUCAUCAGACAGCUCCUCUGUUGGUUUUCGCUUUCAGCGUAUCCCUCUUGAGUUGAGUCAUACUUUCAGAAGUUCAUUCAGAGUUAUUCUUCAGCGGUUUUCUCUACCUUCCCGUACACGUGUUCCACCGGAUCUUUAAGCGUUCACAUAUCAGCUCGCCUCACCCUACACCCCCAGUAAAAGAAAAUGAACCGUCAUCAUCCCUAUGGAGGAGUUUACGAUAAUCCCGCCAACAGAAGGGGCGGCUCACUAGCAGGGUCUGGGCCGGAUAGAUCUUACCAUCACAGAGGUGGUGGGGCACCCCGUGGAAGAGGAUUCGGUCGUGGCCGAGGCGGAGGCGGCCAAGGUGGUCAAGGUAGCGGCCACUUUGGCAAUUACGAUGGCGGUGCCUCCAACACAUAUGAUCAAGGGCCGCCUCAAGGCGAUAUGGGCCUCUACAAUAAUUACGACUCUGGCUCACAAGACCCAUUCUACCAAAACGGCAGUGGUAAUUAUGGUAGUGGAAUGCCCCCCGCUCAGUUCGAUGCCCAACCCCAGUCAGAUGGUUAUACCCAGGGCUAUGGUAACUACGAAGACGGUUCCGACGCCAACUAUGAAGAUGGUGGAUUUGGUAUGCGACCUCAGAGGCGAACUGUACGUCGAGAACGGGAUGACAAAGUCCACGAUUCAAUAAUUGAAGAGCGAAUCCAACGCGAGCGUCCCUGUCGUACUUUGUUUAUACGCAACAUUAAGUAUGAGACCAAUAGUGAUGACGUCCGUCGUUCAUUCGAAGAGCACGGAGAUAUCAAGACCUUUUUCGAUCUCAUUGCAACGCGGGGAAUGGUUUUUGUGACCUUCUACGAUAUUCGUGCAGCUGAGCGCGCUAGGGAUCGUCUGCAGGGUUCUGAGAUAAGUGGAAGACCCAUCGAUGUUCAUUAUUCUCUUCCUCGUGAUGACCAAAAGCAAGGUGGCGAUCGCGACAAGAAUCAGCAAUUUCAGGGCAACCUAAUCGUCACACUUAAGGAUUCUGUCCAACCUAUCGAUGAUAAUGAGGUCCGACGUAAAUUCCAACAGUUCGGAGACGUUAAAUCUGUCACGCCUGUCGGCGAUCGUGCUGAUCAGCGUUAUGUUGAAUUCUAUGAUAUCAGGGCAUGCGACGAAGCGUUCGACCGUCUCCGUCACCAAGGGUUGCAAGAUGGAACCAUGGACAUUGUCUAUGCAUGGGAAGAGUCUGAAAUUUCUGGUCCUCCUACUCAGCGUCGUGAGCAGGGAUUCGGCGGUGGGCGGGACUGGGAAGAUAGUGGGCGUGGAUUUCGAGGCCGAGGUCGAGGCAGGGGCCGCGGUGGCGGAGGCCGAGGUCGCGGCGGCUCUUAUGAGGAUUGGGACAGGCGUGAUGACUUCGGCAGGGAUCGUGAUCGCGGGCGCUUUGAAGAUGAUUACAACAGGGGUGGACGCGGUGGCGGCCGGGGUGGUUAUGGAGACAGAUUUGAUUCCCGUGGUUCUCUCUCGAGUGGGCUUGGUUCGGGCUCUGGUUCGUAUAAUGAGGUGUCGAACGUCCCUCCAUAUAACCAGCCCCCGCCAGCGAUCACCCAGUAUAACCAGCCUCCGCCAGCAGCCACUCAGUAUAACCAGCCCCCACCAGCAGCCACUCAGUAUAACCAGCAGCAGCCUGCAGCCACUCAGUAUAACCAGCCCCUGCCAGUAGCCACUCAGUACCACCAGCCCCCACUAUCGGUCACUCAAACUGGUACAGGGGAUCGGUUAGAGCAGGCUCGCAAGGUUCAACAGCUCCUUGCGGCACUGAAACAACCCCAGAAUAACACCGCACCGCCUCCCACGAUGCAACAGGGACCGCCACCACCAGGACCACCUCCCCCGAGCACACUUGGAAUGCCCCCUCCACCUCAAAGCCCAUACUAUGCGCCACCUCCCGUUCAGCAGUCCGCGCCGCCCUAUCCUCCGCCUGGCCCCAGUGCUAACCCCUAUGCUCAGAUGCCUUCUCAGACACCCACUCCUCAGCCAGGGCAGAUCCACCCUGGAAUGCCUGGCUUACCACCAAAUAUCCUUGCAUUGUUACAACAGUCACAAGGUCAGCAGGGUCAAGGCACUGCCCCACAGCAGAUGCAAUCGCAAUAUGGAAUGCCUCCUCCGCUACCUCAGUCCAUGCCGCCACCUCAGUCCAUGAUGUCUCCACCUCCUAUGUCUAGCAUGCCACCUGGUGCCCCCCAGCCUGGAACUCCGAAUUACCAGCAACUAAUGGCCAUACUUAUGAUCGUUCCUCAGCGCUCAGUGGCGCUGAAGACGACGAACCCGGCAUCACGGGAUGCUACCUAG